Molecule: messenger RNA, 3494 nt
Organism: Juglans regia (Persian walnut)
Lineage: Eukaryota; Viridiplantae; Streptophyta; Magnoliopsida; Fagales; Juglandaceae
Product: disease resistance protein RUN1-like
Exons: 5
Coding region: 92-2560 (822 amino acids)
Biological process (GO): signal transduction; defense response
Molecular function (GO): ADP binding
Source: RefSeq, a predicted model, not a curated record
GAUAUCUUCAAUGUUCUUCUCAAUGUCUAAGCCCGCAAAUUACCAAUAUUCCCUUCCACAAUUAAGCUUCUAAAUUUCUCGCAUUGCAUUCAUGGCCACUCAAAGACCCUCUUCAUCUACUUCUAAAGUUAGUAAGAAAAGAAAAAGAGAUCAUUCAUCUUCGCCUCAUUGGAAACAUGAAGUUUUCCUCAGUUUCUAUGGCAAAGACACUCGCAAGGGUUUUACGAGUCAUCUACAUGAUGCUUUAAAACGGAAAGGCAUUCUCGUCUUUAAGGAUGACGAAACACUCAAGCAAGGAGAAUACAUUUCUGAAGCGCUUCAGAAAGCUAUUCAAAAAUCACAAUACGUCAUCGUCAUUCUUUCUGCAAAUUAUGCUUCUUCCAAAUGGUGCCUCAUGGAACUUGCCGAGAUCGUUGAAUGGGAGGAAAAGACGAAGCUGAUCACAAUUAUUCCUAUUUUCUACCAUGUGGAUCCUUCAGACGUAAGAAAUCAACGUGGGACUUUUGCAAAAGCUUUUGCCGCACAUGAAAAAGCUCCCAAGGUAAUAUUACCGGAGAUUGAUAUGUGGAAAAAAGCUUUCAGUAAAGUGGGUAAUAUUACCGGAGAGCACAUACACGAUAGGUGCGAAUCAACAAUUAUACAAAAAGUCUGUGGACGUAUAUCUAAGGAGUUGAAUUCUAGAUUCUCACGUCAUGAUUACGAUAAACUUGUAGCAAUAGACUCCCAUGUAGAUGAAAUGAUGAAGUUAUUGGAUAUGGAAUCGAACGAUGUUCGCUUUGUAGGAAUUCAUGGGAUGGGUGGUGUUGGUAAGACAACGCUGGCCCAAAUAAUUUAUGAUCGAGUUUUUAAUUCUAAUUGUCGAUUUGAAGGAAGCAACUUUAUUUCUUGUAUUAGAGAAAAAUCUACUACUGCUCGUGACCUAGCUUCUUUACAAAAAGAACUCCUUUCUACAAUCAUGCAAGAAAAAAUACAUGUAUGGGAUCAUCACCAGGGAAUCAAGGUGAUAAGAAGCAUGUUGCGUAAUAAAAAGGUUUUUAUCGUCCUUGAUGGUGUGGAUAGUGAAAAACAAUUAAUGGCACUAUGGAGUCAUGAUUGGUUUGGUCCAGGGAGUAGGGUGAUUAUAACAUGCAGAGAUAGUCAUCUGUUGAAAACACAUGGAGUGAAUGAUAUCUAUAAGGUUGAGCAGCUUGAAACUACUGAAGCUUUGCAACUCUUCAGUUUGUCAGCCUUCGAGCAAACCCAUCCAAGGGAUAAUUACAAGGAUCUAUCUAUGGACUUUGUGAAUUAUGCUCAAGGCCUUCCUUUAGCUCUAAAAGUUUUAGGUUCCUUCUUAUUUGGGAGAACAAUAGAUGCCUGGACAAGUGAGAGAGAUAAACUAAAACCAAUUCCUAAUCCAGAAAUUAUGGAUGUACUUCAAAUAAGUUUUGAUGGGCUGCAGGAUUUGCAAAAAGAGUUAUUUUUGGAUAUGGCGUGUUUCUACGGAGGACAUGAGCACAUAUUUUCUGAGAUGUUAUUAGAAAGAUUUGGUCAUUAUCGCAUCGACCUUGAUGUUCUCGUCGAGAAGUCCCUCCUAAGCAAAUCAUAUAAGGGAACGUUGAUCAUGCAUGAUUUGCUAAAAGAACUGGGCAGGGAAAUAGUUCGCCGCGAAUGCCCUGAAGAACCUGGACGACGUAGUAGACUGUUUCGUGUAGAGGAUCUCUAUCACGUACUGAAGAAUGAUACUGGAACUGAUGCAACUAAAGCCAUGGUCGUGGAUUUUUGUCCUGAAACGAAAGUUCGGAGACUCAACGGCAAAGCAUUGUCAAAGAUGAGAAAAUUGAGAUGUUUUAAAUUUCAUCAAUCUCGAACUUUAAAAUGGCAUGGAAAACCCUUAAAAUACAUGCCAACCAAUGAGUUGCGAUACCUAGAGUGGCCUGGAUAUCAUUCGAAAUACUUGCCAAGCAAUUUCCAACCUGAAAAUCUUACUGUACUAAGGAUGCCUGGCAGCCGUAUCAAACAACUAUGGAAGGGGUCGAUGGUUUUAGACAAUUUGAAGGUAUUUGAUCUGAGUUAUUCUGAGAACUUGAUUGAAAUACCAGAUUUGACUGGAGUCCCAAAUCUUGAGAGAGUAUACCUGGAAGGUUGUAGAAGCUUGUGUGAGGUCCACCCAUCCAUCGGAAGUCUAAAACAAUUAAAUGAAUUGCAACUUGACAAAUGUACAAGCCUUGAGAAGUUACCAGACCUGAGUAAUUUGGAAUGCCUGACUGAUCUUUGGGCAGAGGAAACUGCUAUAACACAAAUACCAUCUGUCAAUCUAAUGCCCAAGAGCAUCCGUAGGUUCCAUCUUCAAGGAUGCAAGUCGAUGCGACUUAAAUCAAGAGAUCCCAUCUUUGAUAUCGGAUCACUUGUAGAAUAUCAGAAGGAAGGAAUAUAUGAUUACGUAGAAGCAGCGUACAUUGAUUUUGACAGCAAAGGAGAAAAUAUUUUAGACAUGGCAGGUGGAGUUGUUUCGGCUUUAGACGAUGAUUUGAAGAUGAUAAGAGGAUGGUCGUUAGGAUUCCACAUUCCAGAGUGGGUCUAGUAUAAAAGUAAUGGCUCAUCUGUAAAGAUAGAUUUGGAUGCUAAUACGAAUCCGGAGAUGGGGUGUGCUUUAUUUAUUGUUUGUGUUUCUGAUCAAUUCUUUUCCCUUCAUUGGGAAGAUGCUUCAAUUUCUUCUUUAUACAAGGGAUGGAUUACAAGCAGGUCAGAGGUGAGGCUUAAAUUAGAGUUUGAGACGGAAGAAUAUUGUGAGGAAUAUGAUUGUUUGGAUUGCAGAUUAAUAACUCCUCCCUUGAACGUCUCUUUUGGUAAGCGAGUUGGAUUCUGGGUGUAUAUACCGGCGGUUUUGCAGUUAUUGGACAUACGGAAGGUCAAUAGGAUUUCAUUUGAAACUGGCUGGCAUCCGUAUUUUUCCAAGAGUCUUGAAAAAGUAGAAGUGAAAGAAUGCGGAUUGCAUUUAAUAUGUCCAGAUGAUGCUAAUUCAAAGUUCUUUAAUUGCAUUACUCCUUUUGGCCGUUCAGGAUCUUCUAAUUCAGAUUUCCAUCGACAAUUUGUCGGCUAUAUGAAAAAGAAGGAGGCAUUGUAACAUUCUAUGUUCUUCGGGAAAAAAAAGAUGAGGAACAUUAUGUGGAUAUGUUCUGCGACCUUGAGUGAGCCAGUGUAAUCGAUCCGAAGCGGCAUGUGUCUGAUUCUUAUAAAGUCGGUUCCUCAAUCUGGCUAGUAUCGGGUUUGUUCUUCGGGUGUUAAACCGACCGAAUAUAGAUUUGUUCUUACCUUUUCAGUUCUCUCACUGUCAGUUGGUCUUUUUUGAAUAAAUAGAGUUUGUUUUGUAACUUUUUUUUAGUGCCAUUACGGUGGCAUUUGAAUUGAGAAGGGUCAUUAACGCGGUUUUAUUCUUAAUUCAUUAAUAGCUUUAAUGGUUCAAGAGUUACUGUACGUUACAGAGUUAGCUACGUAUUUUUAAAGAAAAAAUUAUG